AUGGAAAGUUGUGAUGGUGUAUUAUUUACUACUGUUUAUCAAAAGCCGUCUUAUGAACCGUAUUACUUACCAUUCAAUAGUAUUCAUCCAUUACAUAUGAAAAAGAAUAUACCUUUUACGAUCUUACUUCGAGUUAUUAGGUAUUGUUCUACAUUUCAAACAUAUUUGGAUGAACGUGAAAAAUUACGUAUGGCUUUAUUACUUAAUAAAUAUCCGAAUAAAUUAAUUGAAGAACAGUUUAAUAAUGUUCUUUUAAAAUGUAAUAUUGAUCAGCCAUUAACAAAUUCCAAUUAUAGCAAAUAUCGUCAAAUAGUCAUAGAUUCACCCAUGAAACAAAAAGUUUCGAUUGAUUAUGAAGCAGUUAUGUUUAUACAUUUUACAUACUGUUCUACUAUGAAAACUUUUCCCGCUAAAUUCCACCUACUUUGGAAUAAAUAUUUUGAGGAAUCUUCUAUUAAUGAAGUUAGACCUAUUCUUGGCACUCGAAAUGUGAAGAAUAUACAUAGACGUCUAGCUUUUAAUAUGUAA
Messenger RNA from Rotaria sp. Silwood1, 528 nucleotides. The record is from the annotation of a GenBank genome assembly. NCBI's taxonomy places the organism in Eukaryota, Metazoa, Rotifera, Eurotatoria, Philodinida, Philodinidae.